Colletotrichum gloeosporioides is the source of this 1467-nucleotide messenger RNA. RefSeq lists its product as uncharacterized. NCBI's taxonomy places the organism in Eukaryota, Fungi, Ascomycota, Sordariomycetes, Glomerellales, Glomerellaceae. The annotation marks the transcript as partial. The record is from RefSeq and is a predicted model, not a curated record. The transcript has 4 exons.
UCAUCAGAGACCGGGAAUGUUAUUGACAUCCAUGCGCCUGUGGAUGGCUGGGUUGGUACUUCCAAUGAUCGAGGAAGUAUUGAAAUUCUCUGGGACUGUUGCUUCACUGUUCUUCUCUGUUGCUGGGUUGCUACACAUCCCAAUGCCUCAUCUCCUUCGGACAGGGGGUAUCAUCACUUUAUCGAUAAAUUUCACCUGGCUAUGCUAGGUCUGCUGGGACCCGACUUUCUUUUCUUGACUGCAGUGGGGCAGUUGUCAAAUGCACGGAGGAGUGUAAAAUUAUUCAAUCGCGAUGCGGAGAUGUGUAACAGGGUUACCUGGACGUACCGGCAUGCUUUCUACGUUGAUAUGGGCGGCUUAUUUCUGAGAAGCCCAGACUUCCAAGAGGGGUUCCCAAUCACUGCCGAAGAGCUUUAUUAUCUUGUAAAACAUGGGCACGUAGACUUCCCGGACAUGGAAUCUAUGAAAGUGGCCAAGAUCGACACCGCAGACACCCUGUCCAGAGUUCUCACUGUUCUCCAAGUCAUAUGGUUCGGUGUUGGUCAGAUCUCACGGAUACACAAGGGGCUUCCAAUGACCACCUUGGAACUCACAGCACUAUCGUUCGUCUCGGUUACAAUCUUCACUUCGGUAUGCUGGUACUGGAAACCCUCCGUCAGCCAGCCAAAGUACAUAGAUACCAAGAACGGAAAGUUAGUCAAAGAGAUCCGUGCCAAAGCCAGGUCAGAGACGCACCCUAACCUCCCCGUCGACGACAACGACUGGUACAGAACUCCUAUUCAUUUCGUGAGCGGGAACCCUUGGCUGUUCGGUGCUCACAUCGCGUACUAUUAUCGUUUCUUGUAUCUGAUGCGUUUGAAAUUACUCUCCCGUCGUAUGAAGAAGCGACUAUGGGAUCGAGUUCCGCCAGAUAUUUGGUUUCCUGCGCACCCAAUUUUCUUGCCACUCGUCUUUUUGGUUCUCGGCUUUUUUGGCGCGUCAUUUCUCCUAGCCUGGAAUUUUUACUUCCCAACUCGUUCAGAGCAACUUUCUUGGAGAAUCUUUGCCUCAUAUCACGCUUUCUUCAUCUUACAAGGCGGGUUGUACUACAUGGUCGAUGUCUACAAGUGGCAUCAGCGUCAUAACGCCAAGUACGCAACCUCCUCACAACAACCCAAUGAUCAUGAGCUAUCGGCGCUUCCAACCACCCGCAAUGAUCUGGAAACAGCUGUCCCACAAACGCCGCCAAGAUUGAAACAGCGCAUAUACAAUAGGCUGCACCGCUGGGCGACGGCGUGGAGAAAUUUGUCGGUUGAAGAUGACCCAGAUAUGGCGAUACCACUACGUGUUAGUGUGCCAAUGUCUGUGCUUCUCUUUUUGUAUGUCGCUGGCCGCUUUUUUGUGUACAUCGAAGAUUUCUAUUCUCUUCGCCGACAGCCGUCCGGCGUUUAUCUGACGGUCAAUCGGUUCAUGCCAUUUUCUGGAUGA